AUGGAGGCCGAUAACAACAACAACAACCUCAACAACAAUAACCCUAACAACAACAACCGGCUGCGUCUAAACUUUCAGUUUGACAACCAGCACAAUUUCGAUGCAGCCAAUGCCCGCAUGUAUCCAACCACUCCUUCUACCUUUCCACAGCCGAUCUAUGGUGGGCAGCAGCAGGAGUACCCUGGGGGGAUGUUGUCUCCCAACCCUGCAACGAACAAUGGAUAUUUCAUGAACCAAGCCUUCUCCCCCCAAGCGCAGCAGGCACAAUAUCAGCAGCAAUACCAAUAUCAGACACAGGGUGGCUUACAGUCCCCCCAGCCCGCCUACCAAGCCAACGCCCGGCCGUACAUGGCCAAUACCAACAAUGAUGGAACCAAUGGUCUGAUCCAACAAUUUUCGAAUCAAGAUCUGGGUGCAACACCACGCAGCGCUAAUGUCAAUCGAACCCCAUCGCCCGCGAACGCACGCCCGCGAACCGCUGGUGAUGGCAGACAGGCACCGAACCCAUACCAGAGUCACCUUGCACCCCCCAUGCCUAGACCGGCCCCAAAGCCUGAGGAGGAAGAGCAGCCAAACCCACGCAAGUACUCUGACAACGUCAUCAAGAGGGGGACAGCUGCAAAACAGUUGGUGAACAGCUUCUUCCAGGAAAACAUCGAACGAGCAAGAGACCGGAAUAGUCGUGCCAAGGAGUUGGACGCUGUUCUCAAGAAUCCUAGUGUCUCUGACAUUGAGAAACAGAAGGAGAUCAACACGCUGGCACAGAAAGAAGCUCGAUUCUUGCGGUUUAUUCGGACUAGAGAAUCUCCCCAGAACUUCACAACAAUCAAGGUUAUUGGGAAAGGUGCAUUUGGAGAAGUCAGACUGGUGCAGCGCAAGACGGAUGGCAAGAUCUAUGCUCUGAAGUCUUUGAUAAAAUCUGAGAUGUUCAAGAAAGACCAACUAGCUCACGUUCGAGCCGAGCGUGAUAUAUUGGCUGAUUCCAAGGACAACCCGUGGUUGGUCAAGCUCCAUGCUUCCUUCCAGGACUCGGCCUUCUUGUACAUGCUGAUGGAAUUUUUGCCUGGUGGCGAUUUAAUGACCAUGUUGAUCAAGUACGAGAUCUUUUCGGAAGAUAUCACCAGGUUCUAUAUGGCUGAGAUUGUCAUGGCAAUCGAGGCUGUUCACAAACUGGGAUUUCUUCAUCGUGAUAUCAAGCCUGACAAUAUCCUGCUGGAUCGAGGUGGCCAUAUCAAGCUGACUGAUUUUGGCCUCUCAACAGGCGGUCGGAAGCAGCACGAAAAUUCCUAUUACCAAGCACUUCUGAAGUCUAACGCAAACGACAAGUCAGGCAACCGGAACUCGAUGGCACUCAAUGAACAGAUCAACUUGACAGUGAGCAAUCGUGGCUUGGUCAAUACCUGGAGAAAAUCUCGGCGACAUAUGGCCUAUUCCACCGUAGGCACACCUGACUACAUUGCCCCAGAAAUUUUCCUCGGUCAAGGCUACACUUACCUUUGCGAUUGGUGGUCUGUCGGGGCAAUCAUGUUUGAAUGUCUUGUUGGCUGGCCUCCGUUCUGCGCCGAGGACACUCAUGACACCUACCGCAAGAUUGUCAACUGGCGUGAAUCUCUUUACUUUCCCGACGAACUUGUGUUGGGACGUGAUGCUGAAGAUAUGAUCCGAAGCUUUCUCUGUGAUGCCAACGACAGAUUAGGGAAAGAAGGAGGAGCACACGACGGGGCCUCGCAGAUCAAGAAGCAUCCAUUCUUCCGGGGUGUUGUCUGGGAUCAGCUAAGAAAGAUUCGAGCACCAUUCGAGCCGAGAUUAUCCUCCAAUAUUGAUGUCAGCUACUUCCCCAUCGAUGAGAUUCCGCAGGAGGACAAUACAGCUAUGCAUCGUGCUCAAGCCAAGCAGGUCUUGCCCGAGCAAGAUGCCGAGAUGAGUCUGCCAUUUAUUGGAUACACCUACAAAGCAUUCAACGCCUUCCAGAACUCGUGA
Messenger RNA from Exophiala spinifera, 1980 nucleotides. RefSeq lists its product as uncharacterized. Bases 1 to 1980 code for a protein of 659 amino acids. Gene Ontology annotation, biological process: peptidyl-serine phosphorylation; intracellular signal transduction. Gene Ontology annotation, molecular function: ATP binding; protein serine/threonine kinase activity. The record is from RefSeq and is a predicted model, not a curated record. The transcript is spliced from 3 exons. Lineage: Eukaryota; Fungi; Ascomycota; Eurotiomycetes; Chaetothyriales; Herpotrichiellaceae.